AUGGGGAAUGUGCAGCAGCAAAGUUUUCAAGGAGACGGAGGAAGGAGGCAGUGGUUCCGAGGCAGCAGCAGCAGCAGCAGCAGCAGCAGCAGCAAUGACUGUAGCAGCAACGACUGCAGCAGCAGCAGCAGCAGCAACAGCAGCAGCAGCAACAACACACGCAACCAUAACAGCAACAGCAUCACAGAUCCUGCAGCUGAGCAGGGAAUGGGGUUAAGUGUUUCUGCAUAUCCAGCAGCAGCAGCAACAGCAGCAGCAGCAGCAGCAUCAGCAGCAGCACAAACUGCAGCAGCAGCAGCAGCAACAGCAGCAGAAGCAGCAGCAGCAGCAGCAGCAGAAACAGCUCCAGAGACACUCGGACCCCUCACCCCUGAGGAGGCGCGUCAGGAGUUGCAGCGCAGAUGGGGAAACACAACCAUGCUGGAGAAAGAAAGACAGACAUUUUAUAACGAAGCGCUGGACGGGAUUGUCUUAGUGCUGCCGUUAGAAUAUGCUGAUGUUGAUGCUUCUAACUUUUUAUCUGCUGCUCAUCCCCCUAGACCUCAGCAGCAGCAGCAGCAGCAGCAGCAGCAGCAGCAGCAGCAGCAGCAGGAGGGGGGGGAAGGGGAAGCAGCAGCAGAACAGGUUCAAGAAGGAGCCGCAACUGCUGCUUCUACCAGCAGCAGCAGCAGCAGCAGCAGCAGCAGCAGCACUACCAGCAGCAGCAGCAGCAGCAGCAACAACAAGAACAGCAGAGCAGCAAGUCUUCUUUCACGCUUCCCUCCUGAUCUGCUGCAGUAUAAAGCUGCUGCUGCUGAUGGUCUACGUUGGUUGGUAGCAGCAGAAGGUGCAGCAGACACUUUAUAUGCUGCUGAUUUAUUUCUGCUGAGCUUCAAAUUCUUCCCGAAAUAUCCUAUAGAUGCUGCUGCUGCUGCUGUUUAUGCUGCUGUUUAUGCUGCUGUGGCUACUGAUGGUGCUGCUUUUGUUGCUGCUGAGGAUAUUCAUGCUGCUGCUGUUGCUGUUGCUGAUGAUGCUAUUUAUGCUGCUGCAGAUGCUGCUGUUUAUGCUGUUGUGAUGGUGCUGCUGCUGCUGUGGCUGAUGAUGCUGCUGUCGCUGUUGCUGCUGCUGUGA
Molecule: messenger RNA, 1110 nt
Organism: Eimeria acervulina
Lineage: Eukaryota; Apicomplexa; Conoidasida; Eucoccidiorida; Eimeriidae
Product: ubiquitin-conjugating enzyme domain-containing protein, putative
Exons: 3
Coding region: 1-1110 (369 amino acids)
Molecular function (GO): ice binding
Source: RefSeq, a predicted model, not a curated record